UCACGUUCAGUAAACAGAUUUAUACUGCAUUGCUCAUUGCGGGAAAAGAAAUGUAUUGGUACGAUGAUGCCGAAAGAUCAGUGUACGCAUGGAAUGCGGUGGAUGUCGAAGUAAACGGGCUGCUGCAACACGGCCACGUCAUCGGCUUGGAUGAGAGCGACGGAGAUGCACCUCGUCUGAUUGUUGAUUUCCAGUGCAUGGCACAACGGUCGGUGUUGAUGGAUCACGGCAAAGCAUAUGACUGCUCCAGAAAGGGGAAAUCCGACAAGAUGCCGGAACCACUUGAAUGGACCGACCGAUUCAGUAGUGCGGCUGCGGGACCUGGGCAUCUAACCGUGGAGGUCUUACUCCGCGCCCAUUCCAAUCAACCCUGGACAUGGUUUCCCGCUAAGCUACUGCUAUUCCGCUUCGCAAACCGAAAGUACGCUUUCGCGGAGGCAGUACUUGGUGAGCAGCGCGUUCGCGAAGUGUUGCCUGUAAGCCAGAUCCGGCAGCCGUCCAAGACAGAGACGCUGCAAAAGAAAUUAUUGCCGCCGGGCCACUUUACCAUACGAACGUGCAGCGUGCCGGACGGAUACUGGCUGACGAUGGAACCAGCCAUGCCCGCCAUGUUCCGCAAGGAUUUGCAGCGUGAAUGCAGGAUUCAUUUAGUGUCGGUUCGCAGCCACACUUUACAUUACCUGCAACGGUCUGCUGAACCGCCGAUAAGCGACGAGGACGCAAGAAAGUCCGUCAAGCACGUGAUGUUUCGCAUCGAUCAUGGACUGGAUCCACUAUUACGAAUUCCGAACAACGAAGCCAGUGAACCACGCCGCAAAGCCGCGGCAACCGGGAAUGAGCGCGGUCUACCGCUGCCGCCCGAAUUACUGACGGAGGUUCUGACAUCGCUGUCCACCGUCGACCGACAGCGUUGCCGACGCACUUGUCAACUGUGGGAAGACAUUUUAACAUCCGCUGACGGGUCCCGAGAUCUACGUCUCUCGCUGCAGGAACCUAGCUUCUCAGCCCGGGUGGAGCGUGAUUGGAGCGCUGAUUACGCGGUAUACGGCUGCAUCUUCAAGCACUUUACGCCCGUCACCCGGACCAUCUCUCUGCACGAUCGGGAAGUAUCGGAUGAUAGUGGGAUGGAACUGGAAGACACGACGUACGCCAGCCAAGCGAUGGACUAUAUUAAACAGGUGUUGGACGAUGGCGCCUCCGGCAUCGAGCGGUUCAUUCUGCACCAACGGUCCAUGUCAAUAAUGGCUUUCAAUUAUUCCUUGGCGGAGUACUUUGACAGUGUCGCUGCACUGUACUCCAGCUGGGCGGCUUGCUGUAGGCGAAUAAUCUGGAAGGACAGUGUAUUGAAGUAUACCGAUGGAUUUGGCAUGACCGAGUUGGAGUUCCGCAUUCCCUACGCGGUAUUCAAUCUGAACACCUUAGAUGCGGCACAAAUUUGGGAGCUUUUCGAGCGAGCUUUGUGCUGGAAUAACUGGCUAGACGUGGAGUGUUUAGCGCAGCAGACGACGGAUCUGGUUCACCGGAAGUCGGAGACGGCCUGCAGUAAACUUGUCGAGCUCCUGGAGGCGUACCAAGAGCCCGAUCCGCGUCCGUCGGCGCAUUACUUCGGCCGGAAAUGGACAGUGGGUAAUCUGGAUUGUCUGGACGUCAGGAAACUGAAUCGGAUUUGCUUGUAUGCGUGGUCCUGGCACAUUGGACGUUGCUUUCCACCAUGAAUAUAUUAUGAUGGGGUCGACGGACUAGCGUACGCUACCCAUCGCUUGUCCUUUUUUCAGCCCUCUGCUGCUGUCAUCUGUGCCUUUUCAUACAAUUUGUCCGCUUUGAUCACUACAGAUUUGUGGCCGUGACAUCGUCAUUUUCACCUGAUGGCAACAUUGGCAAAGGUGGUUUACUAGCUUGCCAGUUUCCGAUCAAUAUCUAAACACAGUCCGUGCACUGAUGAAUAUGGUGAUGCGAUUAAAAAAGUUUUUGGUUAUGUUGCCAUGGCUAUGUUUUUCUUAACAUAUUUUGCCAUUUAAUACGUUAAAAAUCUGGUUUCUGGUGCAAACUUUUCAGUUCAUAAUGAAACCUAAGAAACCCCAGAAACCGCAGUUGAAAGAAAACUAAGAUACAAUAAAAACAGACCAAUCA
Molecule: messenger RNA, 2130 nt
Organism: Paramacrobiotus metropolitanus
Lineage: Eukaryota; Metazoa; Tardigrada; Eutardigrada; Parachela; Macrobiotidae
Exons: 3
Coding region: 51-1715 (554 amino acids)
Molecular function (GO): protein binding
Source: RefSeq, a predicted model, not a curated record